AUGCCCCCACCUUUAACACCACCUCCCAUGAUGGAGGAGAGGGCUCCCUUUGAGCUGGUCAUGAAACAUGGGCACCAGGAUUUGGUGCAGGCGGUCGCAUUCAACAGCUAUGGUGACAGGUGCGCAACCGGCUCAGUCGACGGCAAGAUCAGGGUCUUUAACCGACACAAGGACGGUGUAUGGAGGCUAUGUGACACAUGGACUGCACAUGGAGGAGAAGUACUAGAGCUCCAAUGGCUGCCGCCCACCGUCUAUCCCAACCUCGUCGCCUCUCUGGGUAUAGAAGGUCGCUUCAAGCUCUGGGCCGAGGACCCCUCUGCAGCCCCAGGGCGCCGCUUCGGUAGCCGGUCCAAGGACAAUGCCAAGGCGUUGUUUGACCACCGCUCGCCGCGCGCCCCCUACCGGUCCUUCUCAUUACGCCACAACGAGGAGACGCGCCAGACCCACCUGGCCCUCCUCGCUGCCGACGGCCAGCUCACUGUCUACGAGAAUGACAUGUCCGAGAACCUGUCCGACUGGAUGCAGACGGACGAAUUCUCAGUAUGCGAGCGGCCAGACCGCGGCGUCGAGACGAGCUUCCACGUGCGCUUCGACCCGAACCCGGACCCGUGCUACACCGCCCUGCGCGCUGGCAUGCCCACCGACACCCUGGGCCUGGUGGUCGGCGCUAUGAACGCCGUCAAGGUCUACCGUACCCGCGACGUCGUCAUCCACGCGUACGGCGUGCCCUCGACUAAGAAGGAGUUCUACGAGGCGGCCGUGAUCCCCGGCCACCGGAACCUGGUGAGGGAUGUGGCGUGGGCGCCGGGCAACAUCAGGGGCUACGAUAUCAUCGCCUCGGCGUGUAUGGACGGAUACGUGAGGGUCGUGCGGCUGGAUACCCCGUACGACAGGGCGGAUGGCAGGACGUGGUCCUCAGGUGACCUCGUCAAGGGCGGUUCUCACCAGGACGGGCCUGCGAGGGCCGGUGGUGGUGGUGGCGGCGGUUCUAGAGGCCAAGCACCACCACAUCAUCCCUCGGGCAUCAGCCAGGGUGUGCACCAUCCACCAUCCGAGAGCGACCGGAGGAAGAACCAGGCCGGCCACAUACCUCACUACGUCUCCCUCCUCUCGAGUCUAGAGAACCACAGGUCGCCGAUGUGGCGGGUGGGGUUCGACGAUGACGGUCAGAUCCUCGGAUGUGUUGGGGAUGACGGGAAGCUGUUGUGCUUCCGCCAGAACUCUAGUGGACAAUGGCUAAAGAGCUCAGAGAUUGGCAUCACGAAGAUGAAGAUGGCCGUCCCGUCGUGA
Cryphonectria parasitica EP155 is the source of this 1290-nucleotide messenger RNA. RefSeq names its product WD40 repeat-like protein. NCBI's taxonomy places the organism in Eukaryota, Fungi, Ascomycota, Sordariomycetes, Diaporthales, Cryphonectriaceae. The transcript has 2 exons. Bases 1 to 1290 code for a protein of 429 amino acids. Gene Ontology annotation, molecular function: structural molecule activity; protein binding. Gene Ontology annotation, biological process: positive regulation of TORC1 signaling; cellular response to amino acid starvation. Gene Ontology annotation, cellular component: Seh1-associated complex; nuclear pore outer ring. The record is from RefSeq and is a predicted model, not a curated record.